CAGGCUGGGACCAUCAAUUUUGGGAGUCUGUCAAGACGAUCCGAGGCCAGAAUGCCAUGACGUUAAUCGUUACGCCACUGGAGUGGCAAGAAGACUUACCAAUGGAACUUCAGCGCUUGCUACGCACGUUUCGGUCACAAGCGCCCUCUGCUCAUACUUUCAAUUGUUGCACGCUUGACGCUCCUCGGCCGUGGCAGGAUUUAGUGACUGAACAGUGCAGUGUCAAGGUAGUUUAAUUCACUUCUGAAGACAGUCCUCGACCCACGAUGUCGAGUAAUCAACUAAGCAACAUCGCCCUGUCGGGGCCGUGCGACGUGUGCGGCAAGGACGGCAGGCCGUGCGCGCGCUGCCGCCUCAACUACUACUGCGGCAAGGAGCACCAGAAGGUGCACUGGCCGGUGCACAAGCUGGGCUGCGGCGUCGUGGAGAUCCGAGGAGACCUGCUGGCCGCCUCCAAGAACAUCCCCGCCGGCACCGUCGUCCUCAGGGAGCUGCCCACGCUCCGGUACCCUGGCCAAAACGAGCAAUUCAAGCUCUUGUGUGUGGAGUGUGGCGUCGACAUGAGCCAUCUGAACCCGCCACCGCAGUGCUCCAAGUGCGGGCUGCCUGCGUGCGGCCGGCAGUGCAGCGAGUCCUGGGACCAUCAGGCGGAGUGCCGGGAGUUCCAGCGCGCCAAGUACAAGGUGCCCGUGGCUGCACUUGCCACGAAGUUUCUAUUUCCGCGUGCUGUGGCAAUUUUGCGAACCACGCUGGCUAUUCCCGACAACCCACUGCUGCAGCAUCUGCAGCGUAAAUUGGGGUCUCUAAAUACGCCCUUCAAGGCUGCAAUGAACAUCGAAUGUAACUUCGUGCUGCAGUAUCUGCGCCGGACUGUCGGCGUCCGUCUGUCGGAAGCAGACUUGCGGAUGGGCGCUCUGAUCACCUCCUUGUACUCGGCAGACAUGCAGGGCGUGACCGGACGGACACAGAUAUCGCAGACUUACUUUUCAGGCCUGUACGUUGGGAUGUCCCUCAGGAAACACAGCUGUUUUCCCAACACCGGUGAAAAAUUGUUGAGCCCGGAGACGUAUGAGUACGUCGUAGUUACAACGAGGGACGUUGUUGCUGGGGAACAUCUCACCGAUCCAGUUCGGUUCUGUGAAUGGUAUGACGAGACACUGCAGCGCCGUCGGGUUGUUGCCGGUCAGUGGGGCCUCGACUGUGACUGCGUGCGUUGCCGUGAUCCUACAGAACUCGGCAUGUACGUGGGGUCUCCCUGCUGCGCCAACUGCUCAGGAAACGGGAAGAAGUGUUUGGUGGUGCCUGACGAUGACAAGCACCGUCGCUGGUCCUGCACCGGUUGCGGUGCCCAGAUGACGGUGGCCCAGGUCGAAGCAGUCUCCCAAGGGGCAAGGAAUCGGCUGGAGCAGCUCAUGCAGAAGGAUUCGUCGCCAGACUCUUUGCUGAGUUUCGUGGCGGAGCAGUUGUACCCUCGCGGCCCGCUGCACCCCACUCACGCAGUGGUGUUGCGUGCGCGUGAGUACAUCAGGGAAAGCUUCAAGCGAAGAGGCAGAGCUAACCAGCGUGACAUGGAACGUUGGGAGGAGGUGACGCGCGCCCAACUGCAAGCUCUGGACCGGCUGAUGCCCGGCACGAACAGGCACCGCGUCACUACACUGGUGGAGCUGCGCUGGCUAGUGCUUUCUCGUUUGCGGACGGCUGAGAAGAACUUGGCGUCCCAGCACUCUGAGGAUCUGGUUCGUUACGUCACCACGUGGAAGGAUGGAGUGCGCGAACUGAACAAGGCGAUUGGUGACGUCCUCUUCUCCAAAAGAGACAAGGAUUCGUUGGCAAAAGAUCCUUUCGGAGAUUUUAUUCUGAAUAAGCGUGUCUAGCUGUUUUACUCAACAGUGUUAUUUUUAGUGAUUCCUUUUUUAUUAUUCUAGUUCUGUGUUUGAGAACAGAGGAGCAUUCACAGAGCAGUGAAUAUUUCGAACAACCUUUUCUGUCAUUUGUGUUUCUUUUAAUAAAGCGACUACGUUACAAGUCACA
Thrips palmi is the source of this 2031-nucleotide messenger RNA. RefSeq names its product SET domain-containing protein SmydA-8-like. The record is from RefSeq and is a predicted model, not a curated record. NCBI's taxonomy places the organism in Eukaryota, Metazoa, Arthropoda, Insecta, Thysanoptera, Thripidae. The coding region runs from base 267 to 1874 and encodes 535 amino acids. The transcript is spliced from 12 exons.